CGAGACCGCCCGACCACCGCUAGCCAGUGAAGUAAAAACGCCAGGCGCCACGCCGCGCGGCGCGAGUGGGAACGAUAAUGAAGCCGCCGCCGCCGAAGGGACGGGGAGCAGGAGGGAGUUGCGUGUUCGGCCGCCGCGCGUUCGCGUUCCUCCUCGCGGCGGCCGUCGUCGCGCUCGCGCUCCUCUGCCUCUUCUACGGCGCCGCCUUCGCACCCUCCAUCCGCCGCGCGCACCCUCGCCUUCCCCUCCGGCUGCGGUUCGGGGACCUAGGGACGCAAUCUAUCCCAGCGGGCCUCGUCGUCUCCUCCAUCCCGGUGUGCGACGCGAGGCACUCGGAGCUGAUCCCGUGCUUGGACCGGGGCCUCCACUACCAGCUCCGGCUCCGGCUCAAUCUCUCCCUCAUGGAGCACUACGAGCGCCAUUGCCCACCGGCGCCGCGCCGCCUCAACUGCCUCAUCCCACCGCCCGACGGCUACCAGGUGCCCAUCAGGUGGCCGAGGAGCAGGGACGAGGUCUGGAAGGCCAACAUACCCCACCCAUACCUUGCUGCUGAGAAGUCAGACCAGCGGUGGAUGGUCGUCAAUGGCGAUAAGAUCAACUUCCCUGGCGGUGGCACCCACUUCCCCACUGGCGCUGGCAAGUAUAUUGUGCACCUUGCGCAGAUGCUGAAUUUUCCAAAUGGUACGCUCAACAAUGGAGGGAACAUCAGGAAUGUGCUUGAUGUUGGCUGUGGGGUUGCCAGCUUCUGCGCUUACCUUCUUUCACAUGAUGUACUUGCGAUGUCUCUUGCUCCCAACGACGUGCAUGAAAAUCAAAUCCAGCUUGCCCUUGAGAGAGGGAUCCCGGCAACCCUUGGUGUGCUGGGCACAAGGAGGCUGCCAACCCAUUACCCAAGCCGCUCGUUUGAAAUGGCACAUUGCUCUCGUUGUCGGAUUGACUGGCUACAGAGGGAUGGGGUCUUGUUGCUGGAAGUCGAUAGGGUAUUAAGGCCUGGAGGAUAUUUUGUGUAUUCAUCACCGGAGGCCUAUGCUUUGGACCCCUUCAACAGGAAGAUAUGGAGACAGAUGAGUGACCUUGCUCGAAGGAUGUGUUGGCGGGUUGCAUCUAAGAAGAACCAGACAGUGAUAUGGGCUAAACCAUUGACUAAUGGAUGCUAUAUGAGGAGAGAGCCUGGAACACUUCCCCCCAUGUGUGAACGUGAUGGUGACUCAGAUGCUGAUUGGGGUGUCCCCAUGAAAGUAUGCCUAACCCCAUACUCUAAGAGAGUUAGUAAGGCUAAAGGCAGCGAAUUACUUCCCUGGCCACAAAGGCUCACAACACCACCACCGUGCCUGGAAGAGCUUGGAAUCAGUUGGAACAAUUUUUCAGAGGACAAUGAGAUUUGGCAUUCUAGAGUAAUUCAGUACUGGAAGCACAUGAAGUUCGAGAUACAAAAGGAUUCCUUUCGAAACGUUAUGGAUAUGAGUGCUAACCUUGGUGGAUUUGCAGCAUCUCUGAAGAAAAAGAAUGUCUGGGUUAUGAAUGUAGUUCCUUUCACGGAAUCUGGAAAGCUGAAAAUUAUAUAUGAUCGUGGUUUAAUGGGGACUACCCAUGACUGGUGUGAAUCAUUCUCGACAUACCCGCGCACCUACGACCUCCUUCACGCCUGGCUCCUGUUUUCUGAGAUAGAGAAGCGGGGAUGUAGCCUGGAGGAUCUUCUGAUCGAGAUGGACCGCAUCCUAAGGCCUUAUGGUUACGCCAUCAUCAGAGACAAAGUUGAUGUCGUUACCUACAUCAAGAAACUUUUACCAGCGCUAAGGUGGGACGACUGGACGUUUGAGAUGAGGCCUAAGAAAGAUGCGCUCACAAUAGGUGACGAAAGAGUCUUGAUCGUGAGGAAAAAGCUCUGGAAUCACUCGGUGCAAGAUUUGUCGUAGCAGCCGUUUCUCUUGUUUUGAUCCUAACUGUAGCUAACUCUGCACCGGCGUUGUCCUAAUCCUCAAAUGUAAUGUAGUAUUCGACGCCUUCUUUUUUCUCGUGUGGUGAAAUGUCAACAGUAGAUUUAGCAUCAGCAUCAGACGCAGGCUUCAGUCCUUUUGAUAUACAUAUUACAUAGUCAGUAUAGUUCUCUUUCUUUACUUUUUUAUAAAUCCGAUUCUCCA
Zea mays is the source of this 2141-nucleotide messenger RNA. Its product is annotated as probable methyltransferase PMT9. The record is from RefSeq and is a predicted model, not a curated record. Gene Ontology annotation, molecular function: methyltransferase activity. Lineage: Eukaryota; Viridiplantae; Streptophyta; Magnoliopsida; Poales; Poaceae. Gene Ontology annotation, cellular component: trans-Golgi network; cytoplasm; endosome.